This is a messenger RNA of Aplosporella prunicola CBS 121167, 3090 nucleotides long. RefSeq lists its product as uncharacterized. The transcript has 4 exons. Gene Ontology annotation, molecular function: ubiquitin protein ligase binding. Gene Ontology annotation, cellular component: Cul4-RING E3 ubiquitin ligase complex. Gene Ontology annotation, biological process: ubiquitin-dependent protein catabolic process; DNA damage response; protein ubiquitination. Bases 87 to 2750 code for a protein of 887 amino acids. The record is from RefSeq and is a predicted model, not a curated record. NCBI's taxonomy places the organism in Eukaryota, Fungi, Ascomycota, Dothideomycetes, Botryosphaeriales, Aplosporellaceae.
CAGUCGGUCAACCUCCCACCACUUUUGCACGCAACCCAGCGUCAACGCUCGAACAGCGCGUCCUCGCGGACACAAACAGGCAAUCCAUGCAGGGUCCGCAUUCCCCCGCUGGUGCUGAUUCAGACAACGCUCAACCCUCCUCCGACCGCAAGCGCAAGCUCCACCAAGCUCGUGACGCCACUAAGCAGCAAACCAUAUCCGACGUUCUAUCUACUUCGCAGCAAAAACCCACCACCGUGUCGCCCCGAAGCAAACGUGUCAAACCCAAUCCUCCAGACGGAGAGGCUUCGUCACAUCACCCCGCAACCGCGACAAGCACGCGACCUCUGCCGCCAGAGAAGAUGUACACCUUCACGAGCAAAAGGAAUAAUGGGGAAGUCAUAGAUCUUACGGGCACCCCGAGCCCGGCUCCGAGUCCCGCCCGCCGUCCCAAUGGCGCCCGUAAGCCAAACUUCAAUCCUCAUACCGGAGCCAAACAACUUGUGGUCAAGAAUCUCAAGAAGCCGUCGACGAAGGAUCCGUGGGAAUACUUCAACACGAUUUGGACCAAGAUUGAUGCAGCAUUGGACACGGUUUUCAAAGGCGAUGAAAUCAACUUCUCCCUCGAGACGUUAUACAAGGGCGUUGAGAACAUCUGCCGCCAGAAUCAGGCUGCCGAUCUGGCGAACAAGUUACAUGAGAAAUGCAGGACAUAUGUUGAGACUGGAUUGAAGGACCCAUUAAUUGCGAAGGCGAGCGCAAGUAAUGUGGACGUGUUGAAGGCGGCGCUGUCAGCUUGGAAGACGUGGAGGGCUCACCAGAAACCACUCCUAUGGAUAUUCUGCUUCCUCGACCGCUCGUACUUGCUACCACGAAACCAAACUCUCGACGCUCAGUCCAUCGUAUUCUUCCGCACUCUUAUCUGCGAAGACCCCACUUUACAGCCCAAGAUUGUGAUGGGGGUCUGUGAUCUUGUUGCAGCUGACAGAUCCGGUGAUGACUUCGACAAAGAUAUCUUCAAAGAUGCUGUCUCCAUGUUCCAUAGUCUAACAAUCUACACUAGCACACUUGAGCCCAAGCUCCUAGAACUCUCACAGCAGUACAUCAUUAGCUGGGGAGAACAGUCUAGCGCCAGCAAGAGUCUGGCGGAAUAUGUGCGUAGCGUGAUGGAGCUCAUAGAAAGGGAGAUGGAACGCUGCGAGCUUUUCAACUUCGAGGCUACUACCAGCCGUGAUCUUCUUGGUUUACUGGAAGAGCAUCUGAUCCAGAAGCAGCAAGAACGCCUGGUCAACCGAGACGAAAUUGCCGACCUCAUGGACGAGAACGCAGUGCACGAUUUGGAGCAGACAUACAAGCUUCUUGAUCGCAGAGGUCUUGGAACUAAGCUGCGACCAGCUUUUGAGAAGUGGAUCGAGGACACUGGAACUGCAAUUGUAUUUGACGAAAAGGAGCAGGAGUCCAUGAUCAUCAAGCUUCUUACGCUGAAGAAGCAACUUGACACUGUCUGGCGCGUGUCCUUCCAUCGCGACACUGAGCUCGGCCAUGGCCUUCGCGAAGCCUUCGAACUUUUCAUCAACAAAUCCAAGAAGACAACUGCAACCUGGAACACAGACAAUUCGAAGCCAGGCGAAAUGAUCGCCAAGUACGUCGACACGUUAUUGCGCGGCGGCGCCAAAGCCAUCCCUACUCAACUUUCUCUUAUCGCGGCUAAGCAAGCCGACCCUGAGGUUGAUGAAAACGAGUUGGCUUUUGAUGAAGACACGGAAAUGAACAACCAGCUGGACCAAGUCCUCGAUCUUUUCCGGUUCGUUCAUGGCAAGGCAGUCUUUGAAGCUUUCUACAAGAAAGACUUUGCGCGCCGUCUGCUCAUGGGACGCAGUGCCAGCGCGGAUGCUGAAAGAAGCAUGCUGGCGCGUCUCAAGACAGAGUGUGGUGCUGGCUUUACACAGAACCUUGAGCAGAUGUUCAAGGAUAUUGAUUUGUCCCGUGAAGAGCUAGGCAGCUACAAAUCGCUUCUCGAGGAGCGUGGUGACAAAGUCGGUGUUGAUUUGUCUGUCAACAUCCUCUCAGCAUCUGCCUGGCCAACUUAUCCAGAUAUUCCUGUGGUUAUCCCUACCGAGAUCCAGGGCGCGCUGGACAAGUUCACAGACCACUACAAGAGCAAGCACUCCGGGCGCAAGUUGGACUGGAAGCACGCUCUUGCGCACUGUCAGAUCCGCGCUCGAUUCCCCAAGGGCAACAAAGAGCUCAUCGUCUCAUCCUUCCAAGCCGUCGUCAUGCUGCUCUUCAACAACGUCAAGCCAGGCGAGCACCUAAGCUACGAGCUCCUGAAAGCGGAGACGGGACUUCCGCCACCAGAGCUCAAGCGCACGCUGCAGUCGCUGGCGUGCGCCAAGCUGCGCCCACUGACAAAGCACCCCAAGGGCCGCGACAUCAACGAGACGGACACGUUCACCUUCAACGAGAAGUUCACGCACGAGAAGUACCGGCUGAAGGUCAACCAGGUGCAGCUGAAGGAGACGAAGGAGGAGAACAAGGAGACGCACGAGCGCGUCGCCGCGGACCGCAACUUCGAGACGCAGGCGGCCAUUGUGCGCAUCAUGAAGAGCCGGAAGCGGAUUGGGCACGCGCAGCUUGUUGCCGAGGUCAUUGAGGCGACGAAGAAGAGAGGCGUGCUGAGCGUGCAGGACAUCAAGAAGAACAUUGAUCGGCUCGUCGACAAGGACUAUAUGGAGCGCGAGGAGAAUAACGAGUACAGCUACAUUGCUUAGACGUGGGAAUGCCACUCUCGGAUUUUGCUGGCAGGCUCGCCGGUUUUCAGUGGGUGUUGUGGUAGGAUAGCCGCCUGAGAGUUUCCAUGGUUGGUCUAGGCAUGGCUGGAAUGUACUCAGCCUUCGUGGCAACGAACAAAUUAAACUUCCAUUGAUGGGGUGGCUUGAAAUUGGCUCUAAUACGGUUUCGUGUUUUGCGUUUUAGUUGUUGCUGGGGCUAACGGGUAUAGAGUAAGAAUCGUCAAGGAAUAAAUGGAGGCGAACCGCAACCAAGGAUUAUUUUCUUACCUUCAUAUUUGAGCAAAUUUAACAAACAGAUAAUGUUACCUAAAACAUUCAC